Molecule: messenger RNA, 393 nt
Organism: Trichoderma gamsii
Lineage: Eukaryota; Fungi; Ascomycota; Sordariomycetes; Hypocreales; Hypocreaceae
Exons: 3
Coding region: 1-393 (130 amino acids)
Source: RefSeq, a predicted model, not a curated record
AUGUUCUCACUGUGUCGCUGGCCACCACAGGUGCGAGGACACAGAGAUGGCAAAAUCAAGCCUGCAGCGCGCGCCGUUGCUGCUGCUUCUCUCAAAGUGUCCCGGGGCGAGGAGGUUCCUGAAUAUGACGAUCUGGCCGCCAGAUAUAACUUGCUUGCUCGCCGAGAAGCCAAACGAAGAGCUCCGCCGUCAUCUGCCUCGACUGCAGACGCCGCCUCCGCUGUGAGCACAAAUGCUCUAGCCGGGCUGAUACGGCGACAAAACGAAAUCCUUCUGGAUAUCCGAGCGGAGUUGAGCGCAAUGCGCGAGAGGGCUGGUGCAGGGACGCCACCGGUGGAAGAUUCAGAUGUCCAUGAAGAUGACUACGAGCAUGACUUGGAAACUGUGGAGUGA